AUGAAGCAAUCUCUCUUCUUCCUCCUCCUUGCAAAACGGUGCAGCGAUUUUCUUCUUCUUCAAACAGACGGCGCCAAAUUUAAUCUCACCGGAGAUUCACCCUCCGAUCCACCACCGUUUCCUUCAUACCUCCGUCUUGCUCUCUCCAUCUCAUACCUCUGGUUUCAAACUUCUUCAGAUCGUCUGAAAUCUAUUUUUAUCACAACUUCGUCUUAUCCUCUUCAUCGUUUCAACGUAGUUCAUGAUUCAAGCAAAAGAAGGAUGAUAAUUCGAUACACUCUCGGUCCUCUGCUGGGUACACGUUGUGCUACAAUUUGGAGUAGAGAGUGA
This is a messenger RNA of Vicia faba (fava bean), 330 nucleotides long. The record is from the annotation of a GenBank genome assembly. NCBI's taxonomy places the organism in Eukaryota, Viridiplantae, Streptophyta, Magnoliopsida, Fabales, Fabaceae.